AUGAAUUGGAUCCAGUUCUUUCGGCUGCUAGGAUUAAAAUAUGUUCUCCUUUGUCUAAUUGCUCUUCUUGCAAUCAUUCUUCUCACAAUUGCUCUUUUCAUAAUAUUUAGUCAAAGCAGCAGCGUUUCCGCUUACGCUAGUAAUGCAGAAAAUCAGGAAGCAAGACGCGUCAUAAUAACAGAUGAGGACAAAGAGACAGAACGUUGGACUGAGGCAUAUCAAAGAAAUGAAGUGACUGAUGUUACACAUAAUAAUGUUGGAGAAGAAGCAGAACAUGUUCGAACUGGACACCAUCCUCCGAUCGCUCAUCCGUCUACUGUUCUCGAGUCGAGUACCUCAAUGCCUACCACACCAUCGACAGAACUUACACUGACACAGCGACCGAUUUCUCUUCGGACGUAUUUGUGGACCCAUGCACCUCCAAAAAGGUUAUCAUCGUCGACAACUACAACUACUUCAACAGAAUCAAUAACGACUACAACACAAGAAAAAUCAAUCUUUCUAUCACCAAUUGGAGAAGUUGUCGACUGCGAACAUUUUCGUAAUAAAGGAAAAGGGUCUGGUGCUAAUCAACUUUCUGUUCCCAAUUAUGGCGAUUUUUAUGCUUAUUGUGAAAUGGAGUCGGAACAAGGAUGGAUUGUUCUUCAAAAGUUUUUUUUAUCACAGCAAAAUUAA
Meloidogyne enterolobii is the source of this 675-nucleotide messenger RNA. The record is from the annotation of a GenBank genome assembly. NCBI's taxonomy places the organism in Eukaryota, Metazoa, Nematoda, Chromadorea, Rhabditida, Meloidogynidae.